Drosophila arizonae is the source of this 12243-nucleotide messenger RNA. It is a transcript of the gene Dhc16F, whose product is annotated as Dynein heavy chain at 16F. Gene Ontology annotation, cellular component: dynein complex. The record is from RefSeq and is a predicted model, not a curated record. Lineage: Eukaryota; Metazoa; Arthropoda; Insecta; Diptera; Drosophilidae. Gene Ontology annotation, biological process: microtubule-based movement. Gene Ontology annotation, molecular function: dynein light intermediate chain binding; dynein intermediate chain binding; ATP binding.
UGUUGGGCCGUUAAGUGCGCAAAAUGGAGGAGGACGCCGUAGCCGAGAAGAAAGCUGCCCCCCCACCGGAAAAACCCCGUCAUGUCGACAUGUACGUGGACAGCGACAAGGAAGAUGAGAGAGAUAGAACCGUUCAAAGUGUGACCCCGACCUCAAGGGCUACGAGCAGCAUAGCGAGGGAGUCCAUCAUGCGGAAGAGUCGACAGCGGAGCAUGAGGGCGGUUUUCAAGGAGCGGUCAACCAAAUCACUCACCGACGUCAACCUACAGAUUAAAACGGGCGCGUCACUAAUACCCGACUUGAACCUGAUCAUUAAUCGGAUGCGCAACAUGAAGGACGACAGCUUUGUCUACUUGGAUUAUAUGCUGCCCAAGGAUAGCGAAUUCUUCACCCCGUACAGUCUGCGCGAAGUUGAGUACUGCAAUUUAAACAUCUAUAAGCCCUACUAUACAGUAACGCGGCAUGGCGUUACCUAUUGGCGCGUCUCCGAGAACUUCUUCACGCCGCUCAAUCAAUGGCAACAGGAGUUCCAGCAAUUCCUGAGCAUCAUUCAAAUACGCACCUUCUCCAUCUUUCGCUUGUGGAAGGGCUUCAAAGUGUGGGAGAAGACAAUAAAGUGGCGCAAAUUGAACUACGCCCGCAACCACUUGCAGAAUAAUCUAUUCAUCGUCAUUCCCCAACUGGCCAAAGCAGUGCUUCGGAUGCGAGCCGAUCUUGUUGUCCUGGAGCGUCUCAGCUUUGUAAAUACGGAAAAUAUCGAGGAAUGGCAUCCCUUCUACUUUCUGGAGCUUCAUAUGCGCAUCUAUGAGCAGCUGAACUUCCUCUUCCACGAAUUUCGAGGCUUUGUGGGCAAAGCUUUAUAUCGUUCAUGCACUGAGGCCAUUAUGGCACGUGGCUUCUAUCCCGAUGAUGAGAUCAAUUACUAUCCAUCUGUCAAGAAAAUGCGAGAGGCACACAGCUUUAUGGAUAGAGCCCGGAAGCGCGCGUUUUGCAAGACCUUAACCAACUUUCUCACCUACUGCGACAUGAUGUUGUAUCAAGCGCUAUAUCGUGUAACCAUUCAGAGCUACGAGGACCUGCAUCAGGCUUUUGAUGAACACAACAAGGUGGCGCCAUCGGAGGCGGAAAUAAUGAGUCACGAUCGUCUUGACACGAAAGUCGAAAAACCGCGUCCACCCGAUGCACCACAAGCUCCAUUUUUCCUGGCACAGUUGCGCCUCCUGCCCGAUCGCAUUGAGGUGGAGCCCUUGGAGGAUGUCUUGAAGCUGAUCUUUCAGCGCAUUACGGGCUUGAUCUUGGAGACUGUCCUAGACAUACCGCCCUUUACCACAGACCCGGAAUUCACCCAAUACACAGCGCCAUCGAUCAUGGGCCGUCAGGAGGAAUGUCUGUAUCAGUCAGCGCCGGAAUUGACCUUCCUGUUGAAGCAAGAUGCCACCUUCACUUUCAAUCGCAAAGAUAUAUUUGUACUGAUUCACGCGGCAUACGAGAUGGCUCAUCUUUAUACGGCACGCUUUCAUACAAUACGUGAGAACUACGAGAUUGAUGCCACCACAGAUCCGGAAGAGCUUAGCAGUGAAAGAGACCUCACGGCGCUGCGCAACUAUUGCGAUCGCUAUUGCAACAAUCUGCAAGCCUUGGAUGGUAUUUUGGAUCAGGUAUACCUUGGUCUCUUGAAACUGGGCCAGAGCGGAUUUAAGGAUGCGGUGACGCCCGUCUGUCAGCGCCUGCAAAGUGUUUUGGCCAUUUACUUGCCCCAGCUGGCCGAGGAGGAGACUACGAAGCUGUAUGAGGAUGCCCAGGACUUUUUUGGCCGCAUCGGCUUUGAGCCUCAAUCAACGCUCCCGCUGGUUGCCCACCUUCGCUUCCUUGAUAAUUGUCACUUGGAGCUCGAUGGUCUCUUCACCGUUAUUGACUAUAUACACGAUUUGCUGAUGAUCAUCAAAGACUUCAAUAUACCAAUUGACGAUGAACGCAAAGAGGACUACAUGGACACCGAGGACUAUCUGAAUCGGACCAGAGAAACGUUGGCCGAGAUUUUGGAGAAACGUCAGGACUUCAUCAAUCAGCUGGACGAAGCUAUGCAGGAAGAUAUUCACAAUCUAAAGGAAAAUAUACACGAAGUAGCUAUCCAGGCCAUCGAAGAGUGGCUGCUCAUGAGUCAAUCAGAUCGCAAAAAAGUUAAUGAGAAGCUAGAUGAUUUGCUGACCCGUAUGAAUGAGUGCCGGGAGAAAGCCGAUGAGCUGCUAGGAUAUCAGAAGGAAUUCCGAAUCGAUCUGACCAUGUAUGAGGAGAUGGACGAAGGUUUCUACAAUAUACGACAGCGGCAAAAUCUGUACAAAACAUUAAUGGACUGGGAGGAGUCGCUUGCCAGCUGGCUAGCAGCCGAUUUUAGCACUCUGCCCGUGAAUGAAAUGAUGGAGCUGAAUGCAAAGACUAUUAAGAACUGUAUGCAGUUCCAAAAGUAUUUACCACAAAAUGAUAUAGUGCCCGUACUACAAAAAUCUGCCGAAGACUUCAAGGAGAAGUUGCCGGUUAUUGGUUAUCUGCGAAAUCCGAAUCUUCGUGCGCGUCAUUGGACUGAGGUUGAGGAGCUACUGGGCCGCAAGUUCUUCCAGGAACCAAAUAUCAAGAUUGCCACCUAUGAUGAGGUACACGCAUUUGACGACGAGAACAAUGCCGAGAGCCUUAUGCAAAUCUCCUCGCAAGCCACUGGAGAAACGCAGCUGGAGAACAUGCUCAAGGGUAUCGAGACGAUGUGGAAGGAGACAGAGCUCUUCAUUGUAUCGCAUCAUGAUCAGAAAGAUGUUUUCAUUCUUGCCGGUACCGAGGAGCUGCAGGCGGUGCUGGAUGAUGCCAACGUGAAUAUCAAUACCAUAGCUGCAUCCAAAUUCGUGGGUCCCAUCAAAGCACGUGUGGAGGAGUGGACAACGGCUCUGGAUCAAUUUGGCAAGACAUUUGAGGCCUGGAUGGAUUGCCAGGGCGCCUGGAUCUAUUUGGAGGCCAUCUUUGCCUCGGCUGACAUACAACGGCAGCUGCCCCACGAAGCCAAAAUGUUCAAUCAGGUGGACAAGAACUUUAAGGAAAUACUGCGCCAUGCCAAGAAGGUGGCGUUGGCACUACCGACCAUGUCUAGCAUAGAAGUCUACGAGAUGCUUAUGGAGGACAAUCGCUUACUCGAUGCGAUUUCGCGUGGCUUGGAAGCCUAUUUGGAAGUGAAGCGUGUGGUGUUUCCCAGAUUCUACUUUCUGUCCAACGACGAGCUGCUCGAAAUUCUCGCCCAGACGCGAAUACCGCAAGCUGUGCAGCCGCAUUUGCGCAAAUGUUUCGAUGCCAUCUAUCGCCUGGAGUUUGGCCAGAAGGAGGGUGGCGAUGGCAAAAUGGUUGCCACAAAUGACAUAAUUGCCUUCCUAUCGCCCGAGGGCGAGAAGCUACAGUUCGGCAAAGGCCUAAAGGCGCGUGGUGCCGUCGAGGAGUGGCUUAGCAAGGUGGAGGAUGCGAUGUUUGUGUCCGUUAAGCGUUGCAUGCGCUUUGGCUAUCAAUGCUAUGCAGCCAAGGACCGCGACGAAUGGUUUCAAGAUCAUCCCAACCAGGUUGUACUCACCGUCUCUCAGGUACAAUGGGCCGCCGACAUACAUCGUAUAUUCGAGGCUAAGGAUUCGAAUGCAGUCAACACCGUUGACAGGAUGAUCAAAUUCGAGAUCAAAUGCCUGCAGGAUCUUGGCGCCCUGGCCGCCCUCACACGCAAAAAUAUCUCAUCACUAUUGAGAAAGAUCCUCUGCGCACUAAUCACGAUCGAUGUCCAUGCCAAGGACUCAGUGCGCAUGCUUAUAGAAAAGGGCGUCCACAAUCCCUUAGACUUCAAUUGGCUGAAGAUGCUGCGCUUCUAUUGGGCCGUGGAAAACGAGGCGGUCUUCUCUCGCAUGGCAGCUGCUAAUAUACCCUAUUAUUACGAGUACUUGGGCGCGGGAGGUGUGCUGGUGCUGACACCACUCACGGAUCGUUGUUACCUCUGUCUGAUGGGCGCCUUUCAAAUGGACUUGGGUGGUGCUCCUGCUGGCCCGGCUGGUACGGGCAAAACGGAGACAACGAAGGAUUUGGCCAAGGCUUUGGCAAAACAGUGCGUCGUAUUCAAUUGCUCAGAUGGUCUCGACUACAAGAUGAUGGGUCGCUUCUUUUCUGGCUUGGCACAGUGCGGCGCCUGGUGCUGCUUCGACGAGUUCAAUCGUAUUGAUAUCGAGGUGUUGUCUGUCAUUGCCCAGCAGUUGAUUACCAUACGAACAGCUAAGGUGAUGAAAGCCAAACGUUUCAUGUUUGAGGGUCGCGAAAUAAAGAUCAAUCACUCGUGCUGCGUCUUUAUAACCAUGAAUCCGGGCUAUGCCGGCCGUACAGAGUUGCCGGACAAUUUGAAGGCACUCUUCCGACCCAUAUCUAUGAUGGUGCCCGACUAUGCGCUCAUCUCCGAGGUUAUUUUGUAUUCUGAGGGCUUCGAGGAUCCCAAGAUAUUGGCCCGCAAAAUGGUGCAAAUGUACCAGCUGUGCAGUCAGCAGCUUAGCCAACAGAACCACUACGAUUUCGGUAUGCGAGCCGUCAAAUCUGUGCUGGUAAUGGCCGGCGCUCUCAAGCGAGCCGCACCCAAUCAGCGAGAGGAUAUAACACUGAUUGCCGCGCUGCGCGACUCAAACAUACCCAAGUUCUUGGCCGACGAUGCUAUACUGUUCCGUGGCAUACUUAGCGAUCUGUUUCCGGGCGUCGACCUGCCCGACUCGCAGCAUCCUCACUUGGAGGAAAGCCUGCGAAUUGGCCUACGUCAAAAGAAUCUGCAGGCAGUGCCCACCACCAUACGAAAGUGCCUUCAGCUAUAUGAGACCAUGUGUGUGCGUUGGGGCGUCAUGACGGUGGGUCCCACGGGAGGUGGUAAGUCGGUAGUGCUGCAUGCACUGGAGUUUGCGUUGGCCCACCUGUUCGAGAACGAGGUGCCAGAUCCAAACUUCCGGCCUGUCGUCAUACAGACAAUGAAUCCGAAGGCCGUUAGCAUGAAUGAGCUAUACGGCUAUGUGGACCCCAAGACCUUGGAGUGGCAAGACGGUCUACUGGGUCUUGCAGUGCGUGUUGCUACUCUAGUAGAGGAGGAAAUUCAUCAGUGGAUCAUGUGUGACGGCCCCGUAGAUGCCGUGUGGAUUGAGAACUUGAACACUGUCCUAGACGAUAACAAGAUGCUGUGUCUGGCCAACUCAGAGCGUAUCAAGCUAACUGCUUGGAUACACAUGCUCUUCGAAGUGCAGGAUCUGUUGCAGGCCUCGCCAGCGACAGUCUCGCGUUGCGGCAUGGUGUAUGUCGAUCCUGGGGACCUGGGCUGGAUACCGCUCGUCGAUACCUGGCGCGAAGUUGAUAUGGGCAAGAAGCUGAACGCGAAUCUGUCCGAGUUUCUGUAUCAGCUCUUUAUCGGUUACUUUGAGAAGGCGCUGAAAAUCGAACGCAAGCGCGCGUCUUACACCAUACACCAAGUGCUCGGCUCCAAGGUUCGGCUCUGCUGCUCCCUGAUCUCUUCGCAGCUGGAGGGCGUCAACUGGUACACACUGGGAGACGAGCCGGCCAAGAAUCUGCUUACAAAGAUCUUCACGUGGUGUGUGCUCUGGGCGAUUGCAUCCAACUUGAAAGAUGCGGAAAAACUGUCAUUUGAGGACUUUUGGGGCAGGGCCAUGGCUGUGCAUCCAAACAUGGACAUGCCAGAGCGUUCCCUGUGGAACUAUCGCGUCGAUUUGGAGAAUAACGAUUGGGGUAACUGGAAUGAUAUUAUGCCCAAGUUUGUAUUCCAUUCGGACAUAUCCUACUAUGACAUGCAGGUGCCAACCGUGGAUACCACAAAAUACGGCUAUGUAGCUGAUCUGCUCUUCAAACGCGACUUCCCAGUCAUGGUCACCGGAGAGACGGGCGUGGGCAAAACAGUGCUGGCCAUUAGCUGCAUGAAGCGCCUAGCCGAGGGCAAGGUCAUACCCGUGGUGCUCAAUUUCUCGGCACAAACGAGCAGCUUACGCACACAGGAAAUGAUCGAGGGACCGCUGGAGAAGCGUAAGAAGACCCAGCUGGGCGCCCCAGUUGGCAAAACUGUUAUCAUCUUCAUCGAUGACGUCAAUAUGCCCAAGCUGGAUACUUAUGGCAGCCAGCCGGCCAUUGAGCUGCUCAGGCAGUAUCUGGACUUCAAGGGCUUCUACGAUCGCGAGAAACUCUUCUGGAAGGAUAUUCUGGACGUGGUCUUGGGCUGUGCCUGUGCCCCGCCUGGCGGUGGACGCAACUUGUUGACGCCGCGUUUUGUGCGGCAUUUUGCGCUCUUUUCCCUGCCCAAGCCCAACGAGGAGACGCUCUCCCAGAUCUUCAACGGAAUUCUGCUGGGUUUCCUGCAAACGUUCUCGUCCGCGAUUCGGGCGCUGUCCGAGUCGAUAGUCAACGCCUGUGUGGACGUCUAUAUGCGUGUGACGAAAGUGAUGCUUCCCACGCCAGAUCGCUCCCAUUAUAUAUUCAACUUGCGAGACUUGUCCAAGUGCAUACAGGGCAUAUUGCAGGCGAAUAAUAUGUACUACAACCAGGAGAAUCAGAUUCUGCGGCUGUUUUACCACGAGACAACGCGCGUCUUUCACGAUCGUCUCAUCAACUUGGAGGACAAGGCGAUCUUUCGCCAGCUGAUGAAUGAUGUGUGCCUUUAUCAUUUCAAUCGCGACGUUGUCGGACUCGAAGAGCCGCCCAUACUCUUUGGCGACUUUAUGAUAUUCGGCAAGCCGAAGAACGAGCGCGUCUACGAAGAGGUCAAGGAUCAUACCAAGCUUGAGAGCGUGCUUAACGAUUAUAUUGCCGACUACAACUCGAUGGCGGUGGGCAAGUUUAUGAAAUUGAUACUUUUCCAAGACGCCAUGGAGCAUACGGUCCGGCUGGCUCGCCUACUGCGUAGCGAUCGUGGCAACGGACUGUUAGUGGGCGUUGCCGGCAUGGGCAAACAAUCGCUGACCCGACUUGCCUCGCAUGUCAACGAAUACAACUGCUGGCAGAUUGAGAUGAGACGCAACUACGAUCUCAAUGCCUUCCACGAGGAUCUGCGCGUCCUCUAUAGAAUUGCAGGCAUUGAUAAUCAGCCUGUUACCUUCCUGCUGAUUGACAGCCAAAUCGUUGAGGAGGAGUUCCUGGAGGACAUUAACAAUAUUCUCAACUCUGGCGAGGUGCCAAACUUGUUCGAAGGCGACGAGUAUGAGAAGAUUAUACUGGAUGCGCGUGAUGCCUGCAAUGCGUCCAAAAAGGACGAGAGCUGUCCACGCGAUGAGAUCUACAAGUUCUUCAUUAACCGCGUGAGGAACAAUCUACAUGUGGUCAUGUCGAUGAGUCCAGUGGGUGAUGCAUUUCGACGACGCUGCCGCAUGUUCCCCUCGUUGGUUAACUGCACCACCAUCGAUUGGUUCACUAGCUGGCCCACCGAGGCCCUGUACUCUGUUGCCUUGGGCCUGCUCACAAAGAUCGCACCCAACUAUAACGAGAGAGUGGCUCUGGCUAGCACCACUGUGUUUAUGCACAAGACCGUCGAGGAUGCCUCUGUGCGUUUCUACAAGGAGAUGAAGCGGCAUUACUAUACCACACCCAGCAGCUAUCUAGAGCUGCUCAAGCUAUACGAGUCUCUGCUCAAGAUUAAAACUCAGGAGAUUAUAGCCAAGCGGAAGCGCAUUGCCAGCGGUCUUAACAAGUUGCUGGAGACAAAUGAAGUGAUUGCAGUAAUGCAAAAGGAGCUAGAAGUUAUGGUGCCUCAGCUGGAUGAAAAGUCGGCCAUGAUGAAGUCCUUGGUGGACAAUCUAACCAAGGAGACCAAACAAGCGGACGCUGUCAAGCAAGGCGUCAUGGAGGAUGAGGCCAACGCAAAGGAGAAGGCAGCCAUUGCCCAGGCCAUAUCCGCAGACGCCAGCAAGGACUUGGAGACAGCCAUGCCAGCUCUGCGUGACUCCGAGGAGGCACUCAAAGGUCUCACAAAAGCCGACAUCAAUGAACUGAAGUCGUUCACCACACCGCCAGCCCUAGUGCAGUUCUGCAUGGAAGCUGUUUGCAUUUUAUUGGGCGCAAAACCCACCUGGGCAGCCGCUAAGGCCAUUAUGGCAGACAUUAACUUCAUCAAGCGACUGUUCGAGUACGACAAGGAGCACAUGAAGGACGACGUCGUCAAGAAAGUCAAAAAGUACAUCGAGCAUAAGGAUUUUGUACCCGCUAAAUUCGAGAAAGUAUCCAAAGUAGCCAAGUCGGUGAGCAUGUGGGUCAUUGCCAUGGACAGCUUCAACAAAGUCUACAAAGUGGUGGAGCCGAAGAUCAAGCGCAAAGAAGCAGCCGAAGCGGAGCUCAAGGAGGUGAUGAAGGUGCUGCGACAAAAGCAAAAGGAGCUCGCGGCUGUCGAGGCAAAGAUACAAUCGCUGCGCGACAGCCUGGAAGAGAAACAGCUCGAAUUUCAGGCCAUACAGGAUAAUGUGGAUCUCACCUAUGGACGCAUCAAUCGCGCCGGACGACUCACCUCUGCGUUGGCCGACGAACAGGUUCGCUGGCGAGACACUGUCAAAUCUCUUACAGGCGACCUGGGCUGUGUGCCCGGGGAUGUGCUGGUGGCAGCUGCCUGUGUUGCCUACUUAGGCGCCUUCUCCAAUCAAUAUCGUCGCGAAAUGAGCCAAUUGUGGGUGGACAAAUGUCGCGAGUACACCAUUCCCUCCAGCAAGGAAUUCAAUUUACUGAAGGUCCUGGGCGAUGCCUACGAGAUGCGGCAAUGGAAUGUCGACGGUCUGCCCAAGGAUAACAUAUCCAUUGAGAAUGGUAUAUAUGCGACGCGUGCCUUGCGCUGGGCCCUCAUGAUCGAUCCGCAGGAGCAGGCCAAUCGCUGGAUACGCAACAUGGAGAAGGCUAACAACCUGCAGGUCAUCAAGAUGACAGACCCCUCCAUGAUGCGCGUGCUUGAGAACAGCGUACGGCAGGGUAAUCCAGUGCUGCUGGAGGAAAUCGAAGAGACCAUAGAUCCCUCGCUGCGUCCCAUACUCCAGCGGGAGACGUACAAGUCUGAGGGUCGGAUCUAUCUCAAGUUGGGCGACCAAGUCAUUGACUACGAUGAUAAUUUCAAACUGUAUAUGACCACAAAGCUGCCCAAUCCCCAUUACCUACCCGAGGUGUGUAUCAACGUGACCUUAGUUAACUUCUUAGUCACCGAAAGCGGACUCGAGGACCAAUUGCUGGCAGACAUUGUAGCUAUCGAGCUGCCAGCCAUGGAGGCGCAACGUAACGAUCUGGUGGUCAAGAUCAAUACGGAUAAGCAGCAGCUGCUGGCAUUGGAGGAUAAAGUGCUGAAGCUUCUAUUCAACUCUGAGGGAAAUAUUUUAGACGAUGAGGAAUUGGUGGAAACACUAAAUGAUGCCAAGGAAACUUCAUUGAUCAUUGCGGCUCGUCUUAUCGAUACAGAGGAAACUGAAAAGAUUAUAACGGCAUCGCGUGAGCGUUAUCGAAUCCUAUCGUCUCGUGGCGCUAUUCUCUAUUUCGUUGUCGCCAGCUUAGCUGAAAUCGAUCCCAUGUACCAGUACAGCCUGAAGUAUUUCACGCAGGUCUUUUGCAAUGUUCUACGCAUUGACCAUCCCGCUAUGGCCGUAGAGCUGCGCAUCUCUACAUUGAUGGUGGAUGAGUUGAAGGCUAUUUACGAUAACAUAUCGCGUGGUCUGUUCGAGAAUCAUAAACUAAUCUUUAGCUUCCUGCUGGCGCUGUCUGUGGAACGGCAAGAGGGUCGUGUCACUGAAGAUGAGUUUGGGUUCCUCACGCGCGGCGCUGUUGGCACAGUGAAAGCCAAGCCACAGCCACCGGAAUUGAAAAUCAGUCAGGUUCAAUGGGAGGCGGCACUAUUUUUGGAAAUGCAUUUUCCGGAAGCCUUUUCGAACUUCACCGACGAGCUGGGCACUCCGUUUUUCAUUCAGCUGCAGGACAACAGGGAGGAGUUUGAUUACGCCCAAACCAAUGCACCGCCCACGGACAAGUGGAAUAAGCGACUAAAGAACUUCCAUAAGCUCAUGUUUAUUGCAAAUUUCCGAAAGCCACGUUUCGUUCUCAAUGUCGUUAGUUACCUGCAUGAGACGGUGGGUAAAUACUUUACAGAAGUCUCCGCCGGGGGCACACAGCUCAGCACAGUAUAUCUGGAUACCUCAUCGGUGACUCCAUUGAUCUUUGUGCUGUCCACCGGCUCGGAUCCCAUGUCUGGUUUCCUUAAGUUCACCACAGAAAUGAAGUUUACGGAUAAAUAUUACUCCAUUUCAUUGGGCCAGGGCCAAGGACCACUUGCCGAAAGUUUGAUUGAUAAGAGUUUGCGCAUGGGCCACUGGGUAUUUCUGCAGAACUGUCACUUGGCCACGUCCUGGAUGCGAGUGCUAGAGACGGUAGUGCGGAAUCUAACUCUGGGCAUUACAAAGGCACACGCAGACUUCCGUUUGUUCCUUUCCUCCAUGCCCACCCAAUCCUUUCCCAUUAGUGUGCUGCAAAACUCUGUUAAGAUUACCAAUGAGCCGCCCAAAGGCAUCAAGGCGAAUGUCAUUGGCGCCUUGGGUGAUCUGAAGACUGAGUUCUUCGAGCAGCACAUCCAGAAUGGCAAAUGGCGUGCAAUUGUUUUUGGUUUGUGUAUGUUCCACGCGGUUCUAUUGGAGCGUCGCAAGUUCGGACCACUUGGCUGGAAUAUAACGUACGAGUUCAGUGAGAGCGAUCGCGAGUGUGGAUUAAAGACUCUGGACUUCUUUAUCAAUCGUGAAGUCAUGAGCGAUAUACCGUGGGAAGCCAUACUCUACAUCAAUGGCGACAUCACGUGGGGCGGUCGCGUUACGGACUACUGGGAUCUGCGUACACUGCGCACAAUAUUAACCAUCUUCUCAUCGGAGCGCAUUAUACAGCCGGACUAUAAGUAUUGCCGAGGCGACACUUAUUACAGAGAUCCGCAGGGCAAGACGCUCAAGGAGUAUGCGACAUUUGUGUUGGGUUUCCCGGUGUUAGAGGAUCCCGAGAUCUUUGGCAUGAAUCAGAACGCCAACAUUGUGUUCCAGACCAAGGAAACCGAAUUCUUUAUCAACACACUUAUGCUGGGCCAGCCACGCUCCGCAGCCGAUGAGGGUCAGGCCAUGGAGAAUGACCUCUGUCAGUCUAUCAUAGCGCGCAUACAGCAAGUCCUAACCAACAAGAUACAGCGCGAGCCGAUACACGACACUCUCACUGUGUUGGACAGCAAGGGCCAGAUGCCAUCGCUGACGACUGUCUUAGUGCAGGAGAUCGAUCGCUUCAACAUUGCGCUAGGCAUCAUUCAUGAUAGCUUGAUCAAUCUGUCGAAGGCAAUCAAAGGUUUGGUUGUAAUGUCCGAGGAUCUGGAAUUGGUAUUCCGUGCACUGUUAGCCAAUGUUGUGCCCGCGAGCUGGGCCAAGCGCAGUUUUCUGUCCAUCAAGCCGCUGCCCAACUACAUUGUGGACUUCCAGCGACGCAUCGACUUCAUCCAACACUGGGCUGAGAACGGGGCACCACGCUCCUAUUGGAUCAGCGGCUUCUUCUUCCCACAGUCGUUYCUCACCGGUGUCCUGCAGACGUAUGCCAGACGUCGUGUGCUGCCCAUCGAUUCGCUGAAGAUUGAUUUCCAAGUAGUCGAGCUGGAGCUAGUGCAGCAGGACUUCUUCGAGCUGCACAAUGCACAUGUCAGCGACGCUCGUCUUUAUGGCAAUCUGGAGGACUGCACGGAUGGCAUGAUCAAUGUACACGGCAUCUUUGUGGAGGCCGCUCGCUGGGAUCUGAGCAUGGGUGGCCUGACGGAUGCGCGCUUCGGUGAACUAUACACCCGCAUGCCUAUCAUUCGCUUCUUCCCAUGCCUGGAGGUUAAUCCCAUUGUGCGUUACGAGGCGCCUCUCUAUAAGACCCAGCAGCGUUCCGGAGUGCUCUCCACCACGGGCCACUCCACCAACUUUGUGCUCUCCAUACUGUUGCUCAGUAAGAACGAUCCAGAAUUUUGGAUAAUGCGCGGCACCGCCCUCGUCUGCGCCGUACUGGAGAACAUUUCCUGAACACAUUGAAACAUGUUCACAUAUAUGCUGCAUAUAACUAGGCGUCUUUAUUUCGUACAGUUCGUUUCAAUUAUGUUUUGGGUUCUCUUUGAGGCAUAACCCGGCUAAUACAAUUAUUAUAUGUAUAUUUGCAUAUGUGUUAUUCAUAUUUCUAGAGCUUUAGAGU